This is a messenger RNA of Tachysurus vachellii, 2555 nucleotides long. RefSeq names its product family with sequence similarity 163 member B, genome duplicate a (gene fam163ba). The transcript is spliced from 3 exons. The record is from RefSeq and is a predicted model, not a curated record. Bases 457 to 981 code for a protein of 174 amino acids. Lineage: Eukaryota; Metazoa; Chordata; Actinopteri; Siluriformes; Bagridae.
UUGUGUAGAGUCCGGACGCAGAGGCUCAUAAGCAGCUCAUAAGCACCUCUGCUCCUCUGCUCAGCGACUUAUUAAGUUUCUGGAACGCUUAUAAGCGCAUCGGCUUUUCCUGCACGCACGCAGUUUUUUUUUUUGGAUGUUAAACACGACUGCUGAUUCAUUUGUGACAUUAAUUUUAAACACGCAGUUGGUCCACGAGCCUCUCCGUCGUCUCGUGCCUCAUUUCCGCCUGAUGUUUAAGUCAUGGUGUGCGGCUCUGGAUGAAAAUUUUCCUGACAGCUCUCCCGGCUGAAGAAACGACACCGCCGCGGUGUUCAUGGCGCUCAGUUCUGCAUGAUUUCUGCUUUCUGAUUCCGUCCAUGAUCCGGAUGAGCUUCUCCAAAGCCGCUGCUUCUUCCUGCAUGUGAUCUGAUUCAUUCCACGGCUGCUGAAGGGUGUUGAUGGAGAGCUUUUCGAAUGACAGCCGGGACAGUGGUCAUCACAGGCGGGAUUCUAGCUACAGUAAUCUUACUGUGCAUCAUUGCAGUACUGUGCUACUGUAGACUGCAGUAUUAUUGCUGUAAGAAGGAGGAGUCCGAGUCGGAGGAGGAGGAGCCUGACUUUGCCGUGACGUCUCGUCUGCCGCCUGUACACUCCAACCACAACAUCCUGGCUCCUGCUGUCUCCCCGGUGCCCACCCCCAACGGGCCGGCCCUGUUCACGCCCCCACAGCCAACACGCAAGCUGACCCGCUCGCAGACGUUCUGCCCGUCCUGCACACACUACGACAUGCCCUUCUACCUGCAGCAGCCGGACAGCCUGAGGAACGGCGGUGAGCGUCUGAGCUUCCGCAGUGUCCAGCAGCACGAGCUGGAGCUUCCCACGCCCCUGUCCACACCGCUGCCCACACCGCUGCCCAACUACCACAAGCUCAACCUGAACCGCUCCGUCACCAUGAGACAGAUGUUCACACGCAGCUGCAGCAUCAGCACCGACGUCUAGCGCUGGGAGAGCGUCUGACCUGCGCCCCCUGCAGGCCUGGAGCAAAUCCACAGGUCCGUACAGACGCUCGGUUAGAGCUCAGGCUCAGAGGACGCUACACAGAAGGUGUAAAUGUUUUAGCACACAAAACACAUUCAUGGAAAGUGGUGAGGAAUAAAAAUGUAAAAGCUAUUAAAUGAAUUAAUCCUGAUGUUAGGAGGUGGUUUGGGGAAGUGAAGAAAAAAAGGGCUCGAGAGAGUUUGUGUGAUUGUCUCAUUUUGGUCUAGAAAAGAAAAAGAGAUCACAACACUUUCUUUUGUACAUAAAGUUUAACUUGUCAUUUUGUAACACCUGUGUUUGUGAAUGUGUGUAAGUGAGUGUGCGAGUGUGUGUGAGUGAGUGUGUAUGUAUUUGUGUGAAUGAGAGUGCGUGUGAGUGUGUAUGUGUGUGUGAGAAUGAGAGAGAUAUAUUAUCAGGAUUAAACUGUAAAAUACAGUGUGUGAGAGUGUGUGAGUUAGUGUGUGUGUGAGUGAGUGUGUAUGUGUGUGUUUGUGAGUGAAUGUGAAUAUGUGUGAGUGAGGGAGUGAGUGUGUAUGUGUGUGUUUGUGAGUGAAUGUGAAUAUGUGUGAGUGAGGGAGUGAGUGUGUGUGUGUGUGUGUGUGUGUUGUGUGUGUGUGUGUGUGUGUGUGUGAGAAUGAGAGAGAUAUAUUAUCAGGAUUAAACCGUAAAAUAAAAAUGAAAACAUACAAACUGACUGAAGAGAAAAAGUAAACAAGCUCAAAUUUGAGCUGCAAUAAAAAGAUCUGAAAUAAUCAUGAAGUAGAAAAUAAACCAAACAAAAACACGAACUUUCAUUUGUGUUAUUUCUUAAAUUGACAUUGCAGUGUAUUUAUCCAGAGACACAUCGAUGUUUUUAAAUCUUAUUCCGUGGGUUUAUAGGAUGUGAUAUUAUCUGGAACAUCUGGUUCCUCUUCUCUUGCUGAACAGAAGCGAGGCUCUGGGCUGCAGACUCCAGUGGACUGACAUCAGGUUCUUCUCAGCCUGGCUGUGUGUGUGUGUGUGUGUGUGUGUGUGUGUGUUUCUUUUCGUUCCCAGAGAAAAUGAUUAAAUGAUUAUUUUGUUUUCAGUUACAGAAAUGAUUCAUGAGUUCGAGAAUGAUUUCUUUUUAAUAUCUCAGAUUUAUUCUUUACAGGUUUAACGGUGAGGUUUUGUCCUAAUGGUGAUUUUCUGACUUUACAAACACCAAGUAGUCAUACUGUGUGUACUUUCACACACACACCCACAUACACAAACACACACACACACACACAGACAUACACGCACACACAAACAGAUACAUGGACACACACAGACACACACAAACACACAAGGCCAGGUAAGACAAGUAAGUGCAAUGAAUUUAGGGUAAAGAGUAAAUAUUAGACAUGAUUAUUAGUAUUAAAAUCUUUAUUAUUAUUAUUAUUAUUAUUAUUAUUAUUAUUAUUAUUAUUAUUAUUAUUAUUAUUCUGUAUACUCUUGGCUUUGUUGCUGUACAUUUUCGCUAGUUUCUGGGUUUCAUCUUCCUGAAGUGAUGUCAUGUUUUAACCUGUACAACC